UCCAAUCCAGUGGAGGUUUCAAUAGCAGCGGCGCGGCAGGGGAGGGACGCACUGCCAGCACUCAGGAUACCCACUCACACACACUCACACACACACUCCUGCCCACCAGAGACCAGUUAAAUCCGCAAGAAAACUGCAAACACGCACCAGAGCAGUCGCCUAAUGCGUUUGAUAGGCACCAGCGGCAGAGGUGAAAACUGAGGGGGACUACUGGACACUGCAGAGGACAACUUUUGAUUUUUCUUUCAGAUCGCUUUAGUUGUGAGGCACUUUAAGAAGAAAAACCUUGGUGAUCACCAGAGUGGCUUUGCGAGCAAGAACCAUCCUUCAGACAACUUCGCCGCUUCAUAUUCUGGAAGAAUGAGGCAGUGUAAAGGUUGGAGCGCCGUUCUGCUGGUGCUUUUGGGGCUGGGAGCUUUGGCCCAGAAGCUGCCCACGAGAGACGAAGGACUCUUCCAGAUGCAGAUCAGGGACAAGUCGCUGUUCCACGACUCCUCCGUCAUCCCGGAUGGAGCUGAGAUCAGUGGCUAUCUGUUCAGGGACACACCCAGAAGGUACUACUUUGUGGUGGAGGAAGACAACACACCCCUGUCUGUGACUGUGACACCUUGUGAUGCUCCUCUGGAGUGGAAACUCACGCUGCAGGAGCUGCCAGAAGAGGCCAGUGGAGAGGGAUCAGGAGACCCUGAACCUCUGGACCAGCAGAAACAGCAGGUGACCGUAGACGAGGGGACGGAGCUCUUCACCUACAAGGGUAACGAUGUGGAGUCGUAUGUGGCCACCAGCACGCCCUCCGGCCUCUACCAGCUGGAGCUGCUGUCCACAGAGAAAGACAGCAACUUCAAGGUGUACGCCACCACAACCCCAGAGUCUGACCAGCCCUACCCGGAGCUGCCCUACGACCCUCGUGUGGAUGUGACCGCGCUGGGCCGGACCACCGUCACUCUGGCCUGGAAGCCGACGCCAACGGGCUCUCUGAUGGGCCAGCCCGUCCAGUACUGCGUCGUGAUCAACAAAGAGCACAAUUUCAAGAGCAUGUGUGCAGCUGAAGCUAAGAUCAGCGUCGACGAUACCUUCAUGCUGGCGCCGAAGCCUGGCAGAGACUUCAGCCCGUUCGACUUUGCGCACUUCGGCUUUGUUCCCUCUGACAUUGGUUUCGGAAAGGACCGAGGCCUCACAAGUAACAAGAUCUCACGGGCGUACGCAGCCAAGCCCAAAGCUGCAGACAUUCAGAAGGUGUGUAUUGGCAAUAAAAACAUUUUCACCGUGUCAGACCUGAAGCCAGACACGCAGUACUACUUUGACGUGUUUGCCGUGAAUUCUGCAACCAACACCAGCACGGCAUACGUGGGAACGUUCGCUCGCACCAAAGAGGAGGCUCGUCAGAAGACAGUGGAGCUGAAGGACGGCAAAGUGUCGGAUGUUUUCAUCAAGAGAAAGGGCAGCAAGUUUCUGCGCUUUGCUCCCGUGUCCUCCCAUCAGAGGGUCACUCUGUUCGUCCACACGUGUCUGGACGCCGUGCAGGUGCAGGUGAGGCGCGAUGGCAAGUUGCUGCUCUCCCAGAACGUGGAGGGUGUGCGGCAGUUCCAGCUGCGGGGAAAGCCAAAAGCCAAGUACCUCAUCCGUUUGCGGGGCAGCAGGAAAGGGGCCUCCACUUUGAAGGUGCUAGCCACCACAAGACCCAGCAGCAAGCAGCCCUUCCCUUCGCUUCCGGAGGACACGCGCAUCAAGGCCUUCGACAAGCUGCGCACCUGCUCCUCCGUCACCGUGGCCUGGCUGGGCACGCAGGACCGCAACAAAUACUGCAUUUACCGCAAGGAGGUGGCUGACAAUUACGGCGAGGAGCAGCGACGCCGGGAACAAAACCAGUGUGCCGGGCCAGAGACCCGCAGGAAGUCAGAAAAGGUCCUGUGCAAGUACUUCCACAGCCCGAACCUGCAGAAAGCUGUGACUACAGAGACCAUCACAGGUCUGGAGCCGGGCAAGACCUACCUGCUGGACGUUUACGUGGUGGGACACAGUGGUCACUCAGUGAAAUACCAGAGCAAACUGGUGAAAACAAGGAAAUACUGCUAAAUGACUCUGCAAAGAAUAAAUCUAUUAUAAAUAUAUAUAUUAAAUAAGUUUAUUUAACUCUAAGUGAUAUUCUACUAAGGAGUGUAUACAGACUGACUACUCACACAGCGGAUGGGCCUGUGGCAGUGACUGAACUGUUUGUAGAGAGAGAUAUCAACCUGUAUAUUUAUGUUUACAUUUCAUUGUGGCACCUGUGGGUGGCCCAUAGCGUGAGGCGCUUUGUUACCUGGCUUGUCGUCUUGUCAUCAUGUUGCCACUGGGGAGGCGGAACUUCAAAGAAGAUCAUCUUUCAUCUCGUAUGUUUCUUUGUCGCUGCAUGACAUUCACCUUUGUCUGUCAUAUUUGUGCGUUUCUUCAGUUUCAAAUCACGUUGACUGGAGGAGAUGCGGUAGCUGCCCACAUUGUAUAGAUUUCUCACUGCAUAUUCACUACAUGUUUUAGGAGGAAUUUAAAUUAUUUUAUACUUUUCGUCUCUCUUUUUGAUCGUUUUUAUUGAUGACAAUAAUAACUGUUGCAAGGAAAUUCCAGUUUUAUGAGGAAGUUGUCGUAGUUCAGACAUUCCCUGAUGUAUCUCAGCCAGUGUUUGCUCUAGAGCCCAUCUUGUAAAUGUGUUCUGUGCUGGAGAUCUGUGUUAUUAUCACUGUAUCGCUGUGUGUGUGUCACAUGUACAGAGUUGUCCUGCCAAUAUUCAUGUACAUAAACACUAAAUAUAGAACAAGUAAUCCCUCUGUCACCCUGGGUGUCAUGUUCUUUUGCCGAGCAGUUAACAUCACAGUCGUGGCUCGGAGAUGAAAGAGCACACUGUGCAUUGUGUUUAUAGACUCUUACAUUGGGGCUGCAGAAGCAGAACCUGAUACUAGCAAUUUGAAAUGAUCCUAAAAAUGAUUUGUGACAAGCAAAGACCGACAGAGGACAAAUUAUUCCCUGGAAAUAACUUUUAAGACCUCUUGUCUAAGAUCACACAAGUGGUGGCUUAACUCCGCUGGAAGCAUUUUACCUCUUGGCGCCAUCAUUUGCAAUCAGCCCGGUGUCUCAGUGACAUGCAUUCUCA
Molecule: messenger RNA, 3127 nt
Organism: Chelmon rostratus (copperband butterflyfish)
Lineage: Eukaryota; Metazoa; Chordata; Actinopteri; Chaetodontiformes; Chaetodontidae
Gene: ndnf
Product: neuron-derived neurotrophic factor
Exons: 4
Coding region: 361-2076 (571 amino acids)
Biological process (GO): extracellular matrix organization
Molecular function (GO): protein binding
Source: RefSeq, a predicted model, not a curated record